AAUGGGAUCGCAAUUAUUUAAAAAAGGAGUAGAUAAACUAUAACCACCAACAAAAUCAUUCUUUGAAUUUGAACUUAAUAACAUUGAUGGGUAGAAAACUUAACUUUCAUAAUUCAAAGGCAAAAAAGCAUACAUUUGUGUUAAUGUUGCCUGUUCUUGUGGGUUAACAUCCUCAAAUUAUAGUGAACUUGUUGAACUAUAUAAAUCAUAUAGGUACCAUAUAAUAUAUUAUUUAGUGAAUAAGGUUUAGAGAUAUUAGGAUUUCCAUGUAAUCAAUUUAUGGGUUAAGAAUCUAAACCUGAACCUGAAAUAAAGGAAUUUGUUCUAUCCAAAUAUGGGGUUUCCUUUCCAUUAUUUUAGUAAUGAUAUAAAAAUAUUUAAGAAAAAUUGAAGUUAAUGGUUAAAACACUCAUGAACUUUAUAGAUAUUUAAGAUUAAACAGUUCAUUAAAAGUUAGUAGUAAUGAAGCUAAAGAAGUACCAUGGAAUUUUGGAAAAUUCUUAUUAAAUUCAUAAGGUUAGAUAGUGAAAUUUUAUGAUCCAGAUGUUAAACCAAAAGAAAUGAAACAAGAAAUUGAGAAGUUGUUAAAUCAAUGA
Molecule: messenger RNA, 596 nt
Organism: Paramecium pentaurelia
Lineage: Eukaryota; Ciliophora; Oligohymenophorea; Peniculida; Parameciidae
Source: the annotation of a GenBank genome assembly